GACUAACAGUCGAAAAUAAGGAGCUGAAUUUACACGGUCAACAAGUAGUGACGACACCACGUAGAGUUGCGAUACUGUGGUUCUUAGAAUUCAUAAAACCAGGUCCAACAAUUCUCGUGGCUCACAAUAGCCGGCGAUUCGAUACUCCUAUGCUGCUCAGAGAAUUACAGAACCUUGGUCUCAUGGUCGAAUUUCGAUCAAUCGCUUGUGGCUUUUCGGAAGAAUUUAUCGGAGAUAACGCUUCUGCCGGCGCUCAUAAUAGGGCUGUCGAUGUACGAAUUCUGGAAGAUAUUCGAGUUGUAGGUAUAACCAACGAAGAGCUUCGCGGUGGGAGUAUAUCUAUCGAGAUGACUUUCAUUGAAGAAGCGCAGAAUCCAAAAACUAAGUUAAAUAAGAAUUCGUUCGACUGUAUCAAGGAAGGCGUUUCAGCAGGCAUGAAAACGAAAAUGGCAAAAGCUGGUUUAACAUUUAGUCAUUUAAAAGAAUCAUUUUUGGAAGGCGGCGAGGACGCUGUAACAGUUCUCUUAGCCUCAGAUGUCAACGGACAUCCUCGUAUCACAAAAAAUAAAAAAGUUAUUCAACGUAUAAUCACGCAAAUAAAGAAUGUCACAGAGAACUCGUAA
Messenger RNA from Temnothorax curvispinosus, 623 nucleotides. RefSeq lists its product as uncharacterized. Gene Ontology annotation, molecular function: nucleic acid binding. The transcript is spliced from 2 exons. The annotation marks the transcript as partial. Lineage: Eukaryota; Metazoa; Arthropoda; Insecta; Hymenoptera; Formicidae. The record is from RefSeq and is a predicted model, not a curated record.